Molecule: messenger RNA, 1667 nt
Organism: Strigops habroptila (Kakapo)
Lineage: Eukaryota; Metazoa; Chordata; Aves; Psittaciformes; Psittacidae
Gene: KCNIP3
Product: potassium voltage-gated channel interacting protein 3
Exons: 8
Coding region: 744-1607 (287 amino acids)
Biological process (GO): negative regulation of transcription by RNA polymerase II; regulation of potassium ion transmembrane transport
Cellular component (GO): voltage-gated potassium channel complex; nucleus
Molecular function (GO): calcium ion binding; potassium channel regulator activity; DNA-binding transcription repressor activity, RNA polymerase II-specific
Source: RefSeq, a predicted model, not a curated record
CCUCCCCACGGCUGGCUCCGCCCCUCGGUGAGGGGUGGAGGGGGGGUAAUGGGGGACCAUGGGGACACCCCCCAAGGGAUGGAGACAUGUCCCAGGGCCUCGGGGACAGGAGGGCCCCCCCAAGGGAUGAGGUCACCCCCAAGGGAUGAGGUCACCCCCAAGGGAUGGGGUCAUCCCCAAGGGACAGGCACACAGUGGGGGGGCAGGGAUGAUGUCCGUUGGGGACAGGGACACCCACCCAAGGGAUAGAGACGGGACCAUGAGGACAAUGGGAUCCUGGGGACAGGGACACCCCCCGGGGGAUGCCCCGGAGCCCUGGGAACAGGAGGACCCCAAGCGAUGGGGGCACCCAUGGGGUGAUGGGGCAAUGUCUGUGCAGCCAUGGGGACAGGGACCCCCCCUCGAGGCACAGCAACACCCCUGAGGGGAUGCAGAUGGUGCCCCAGGGCCUUGGGGACAUCCCACCUCAGGGUGACGAGGCCACCCCCUGUGUCCCCCCACCCCUCAUUACCCCCCCACUGACCACCCCUCGUGUUCUGAGCAUUGGAAAGCAGGGGGAGGUGCAACCCACAACCACCACGUCCCCCCUGGGGGGUGUGUGACACCCCCAAACCAGCCCUUUUCCAACCCGAUUCCAAGGCCUGUGCUGUGCUUUGCACCCAUGGGUGCUGGGGGGGGGUGUGGUACCGGAGCCCCUUUGCACCCCUUUGGCUGGAGAGGGCUAAGCCCUGGCGGGGGGGGCCAUGGGCCGGUGCCAAGGGAGGAGGGCAGGACGGACGGCCGGCCCCGCCGCAGCGUCGCCCGGACGCACCCGCUCGCCGCCACCCUCACCCCCAGCCCGGGGUGCCGGAGGGGGGGGACACACAGAGGACACCUCGAUCCCAGUGGUCCCCCCCCUCUCCCCACCACCGGCCAUGGGCAUCCAGGGCAUGGAGCUGUGCGCCGUGGCCGUGGUCAUCCUCCUCUUCAUCGCCGUCCUCAAGCAGUUCGGGAUCCUGGAGCCCAUCUCUGUGGAAGACGGCGGCGAUGCCGAGCUGGAGCUGGCGGCCGCGCGGCACCAACCAGAGGAGCUGGAGCAGCUGCUGGCACGGACCAAGUUCUCCAAGCGGGAGCUGCGAUCCCUGUACCGCGGCUUCAAGAGCGAGUGUCCCAGCGGCCUCGUGGACGAGGAGACCUUCACGCUCAUCUACUCCCGGUUCUUCCCGCAAGGCGACGCCAGCACCUACGCGCGCUUCUUGUUCGACGCCUUCGACGCUGACCGCAACGGGGCCCUCUGCUUCCAGGAUUUUGUCCUGGGGCUCUCGGUGCUGCUGCGAGGGACGGUGCAGCAGAAGCUGCGAUGGGCGUUUAACCUCUACGACAUCAAUAAAGACGGCUGCAUCACCAAGGAGGAGAUGCUGCAGAUCAUGAAGUCCAUCUACGACAUGAUGGGGCGCUGCACCCGGCCCGCGCCGCGGGACAGCGCGCCCGCCGAGCACGUGGAGCUCUUCUUCCAGAAGAUGGACAGGAACGGCGACGGCGUGGUGACCUUCGAGGAGUUCCUGGAGACCUGCCUGAAGGACGAGGACAUCAUGAGCUCCAUGCGCAUCUUCGAGGACGCGAUCUAGAGCCGCGGCUCCCGCGGGGUGUUUUCUAAUUAAAGCCGGUAGCGGCAGUUUGGGGACAAA